GUGCGUUCUUAUCGCGUCUUAAGUUGGCAUAGUUUGGGUGCUACGAUCAUCGGGUGCCCGCGUAUAUGUGGCCUCUCGUGCCUCUGGGGCGCGCUGCGUCAUCCGGUGCCGGUGCUGGCACACGACGAUAGCAGUCGUCAGUGGUGACGAAAGGGUUAAUAGUGUCACGUUCCUCCUCUUCUGUGCGCCUUUUUCAUCAACGUCGUCGUUGUCGUCGUCGUUGUGUGUUGAGUUUGGUUGGCAGCAAAAAAAGAAGUGUAGGUCCGUAGUUUUGUGGAAAAAAAACGGUGACUCUACUUAUCUGUAAUUGUUUCGGUUGGAGACAACGCAAUCGUGCGGAAUGAAAUUACCGCCCAGUGUAUUCCGCGAGGAUUUCAGUCGGUUUAGUGCGGUCAGAACGGGAGGCACCGGUUUGCGUGAAGCCUGAGGGGGCAGCAGUCGUCGCGGUGGACAAAGAUCAUCGGAUAGUAACUUAUCGGCAGGCUGACGCUGGCUGGUUCUUCUGAGUAUCCCUUGGAUCGUAGUAGACUGGCCCACAUUCAAUGACAUUUCCCGCGGGGAUUGACAUUUUCAAAGUGAUUAGAGAGCACCUCGACCGACCGGACAACCGGACCUAGUGGACGCGGUGGCAUUGCGAAAUCAAGCGCUCGAUAACGACCGGCUACACGUGGCCACCGCUUGUAGUGCGUUGUUGUUGAUGGUUUAAAGAAGAAAACUAUAACUAAGCUAACGAAAGCAUCUACUGUCGUGUUGGCUACGCUGGAUUGAAGGGAACCCGACGCUGGAGGACACCGAAAAUCCUAAAGCGCUACCAGUGAUUGCAGUGAGGACACCAAACGAUGACAAUGACUAUCGGGGGAAUGCGUCCGCUAAAGAUCACCACGGUCGGUGAUGGUAUGGUCGGGAAGACGUGCAUGCUCAUCACCUACACACAAAACGAAUUUCCGAGCGAGUAUGUGCCGACGGUAUUCGAUAACCAUGCCUGCAACAUAACCGUGGACAAUGGUGCGUACGCGCUCACACUCUGGGACACGGCCGGCCAGGAGGACUACGAACGAUUGCGGCCCCUCAGCUAUCCAAAUACCGACUGCUUUCUCAUCUGCUACUCGAUCUCGAACCGCACCUCGUUCGAUAACGUGCUAUCCAAAUGGUGCCCAGAAAUAAGACACUUUGCCCCGUCCGUCCCGAUAGUGCUAGUGGGCACCAAAAGUGAUCUGCGGGUAGUGGGCUCAGAGAAGUUUGUCACCACGGCCGAGGGCAAGAAGCUGAAGCACAAAAUCAAAGCGUACUCGCUGGUGGAAUGCUCGGCCAAACGGAAACAGAACCUGGCCGAAGUGUUCGAGGAAGCGGUGCGAGCGGUCGAGAAGAAACCCCACGCCGGUCCACGAUUAUGCACGUUGCUCUAGUGAUUCCCUUCCCUGAAGAUGAAAGAAUUCUCCGGCCAACGCCUGGAAAGGAUCGAACGCGAUCGAGCAUGAUUUCAUCGGGGGGUGCACGAAGAGCGUUUCUUUUAAUCCCUGUUCCUGAGGUUCUCUAACGAUAAAGAGCUAUUUUUUGAGUUUAUAUUUGACCAAUGAAGAAGAGACGAGAACUCGCCUAGAAAUGUGACUGGGGCUGGAAGGUGAAAGAAAUCGAUACGAGCAGACGAGACGGUCUGGUAUCGGCUGCAAAUCAUUCUGGACGAUGAUACGCGAGACUGUCUGCCAGGUUUUUAUUAUAUUUAAAUAAACUAGUCAUCGUAAGUAGUACAAGGAG
Anopheles aquasalis is the source of this 1755-nucleotide messenger RNA. It is a transcript of the gene RhoL, whose product is annotated as Ras-like GTP-binding protein RhoL. Gene Ontology annotation, biological process: small GTPase-mediated signal transduction. Gene Ontology annotation, molecular function: GTP binding; GTPase activity. The record is from RefSeq and is a predicted model, not a curated record. NCBI's taxonomy places the organism in Eukaryota, Metazoa, Arthropoda, Insecta, Diptera, Culicidae.